UAUAUUUAGUCACGUCUGGUCAUAUAUGAAAAUUGGCCAGAUAUGAUAAAAAAUGAUUCGAUAAUAUUAUAUAUGUUCAUGUUUGAUCAGGUACGAUCAGGCACAAACAGACAUAUUCGUAUUAAAAAUAUCCAUCCAUACAUAAUUCAAUCUAGCCAUAUAUAAUUUGAUGACCUCCAACAUUAUCAUAUUAAUUUAUACAAAUUUUGAUAUAAUUACAUAUAAUUGCGUGUAGUAAUUUAUCACUAUCAAGAAAAAAUAUCUCUUAUAUGCUUUUAUAUGCUCAUAUAAGAAGUAAUAUUAUGUGCUCAUGUAUGAAUUUUGUCUGCAAAAACUCAUAUAUGAUCAUAUAUGAUUAUCUGUCAUAUAUUUGAGCGUAUAUAUUUAAAUAAGUUUAUAUUUGAAGGUAUAGUAUUGUGAUCUGAUUAUAUAUAAUUCUAUAAGUAUAUAAUUAUACAAAUAAGUAUAUAAUUAUACAAAAUUUUAUUUUUAUAUUUUCUCAAUUUUCGGAAGCUCUCUCUGAAUUGCGAAGGCCCACGAACUCUCUUCGUAUAACAAAAACAAUAUAUACUACACUUUGCUGCUAGUGAAGUACUAACUGCUAGAAGUAAACCGUGAGUGAUGGUUUUCUUUUAUAACCCUUUUGGAGUAAAUUUUCUCACGAGAAAAAGAAGCGCCGUGCCUUCGCCUAGUGGCCAUUUUGCGAACUACUCGCGGCUGUAGGGGAAGUUCGCCUAACGCCGGACGGCACCUAUUGCCGGACACAACAAAUAUCUAUACAUAUAGAAACGCGACAGAAAACGCUAUAGUGGCAAAAGGAGAAAGGGAGGGAGUAAUAACCUUGGACCUAGCGACACGCUUUUGCGACACGCAGUAAACAAAUAGGAACUAUCAAUCGUUGCGCUCGGAAGAAAAAAAUUGUACUGCGUAAAUUUUAGAAGAGUAUAUUAUCAAAACUCUUGUGAUUAAAUAUUGACUUAUAUUUUUAUUAAGUAAUUUGAAAAACCUAGGAGGCAUUAUGGAGAAUAAAAAGAAAGGAUCAUGGGAUAAGGAUAAUUUGAAAACUGCUCUUGAUAAAGUUUUGUCAAAAAAAAUGGGACUGAGAGAAGCUGCGCUAAAGUAUAGUAUUCCUAAAAGCACUUUACAUGACAAAAUAACCUGCCUAAAGUCCGGUGAAGAAAUUGCAUUGCAGCCUAAGCUUGGUAGAUUCACCAAAACAUUCCUACCAGAAUAUGAAGAACAAUUAUUGAACCAUGUAAAAGACUUAUCUAAUCGAUGUUUGCCACUUAUGAAAAAAGAAUUUUUAAAGUUGGCAUAUGACUUAGCUGUAGAGCUAAAGCUUCCUCAUCGCUUCAACACUGAAAAAAGAACAGCUGGUAAACAUUUUUACUAUGAUUUUAUGGCUAGACAUCCUGAUUUAUCACUAAGAACACCCGAGUCUACGAGUAUGAUGCGAGCUGUAGGUUUUAAUAAGCCGCAGGUAGAUUUGUUCUUCUCAAAUCUUGAAAAACUCAUGAAUCAAUAUAAUUUUCCUCCUUCUAACAUAUAUAAUUGUGACGAAACGGGAGUUAGCUGCGUACAAAAACAUCAAAAAGUUUUAGCUCCAAAAGCUGUACGCCAAGUAGGAAAGCUUACUUCAGCUGAAAGAGGCAAGAACAUUACAAUCAUGUUUUGCAUGAGUGCUAAUGGAUAUUUCAUACCACCGUUUUUUAUCUUUCCAAGAAUGAAAAUGAAUGAACGCCUUAUGAUUAAUGCUCCCUCACAGAGUGAAGGUGUCGCUCAACCAAAAGGUUGGAUGAAUAGUGACUUUUUCUGUCAAUGGUUAAAACAUUUUGAGAAAUUCUCACAUCCUUCAAAAGAAUCACCUGUGCUUCUUCUCCUAGAUGGUCAUAGCAGCCAUAAAUCAUUGGAUGUCAUAAAUUUUUGUAGAGAACAUAACAUUCACUUAAUUAGUUCACCACCGCACACAACUCACAAAUUGCAACCUCUUGAUAGAACUUUUAUGAAGCCCUUCAAAAAUGCUUACCAUGAGCGAUGUGACAUGUGGAUGAGAGCAAACGCAGGAGCACGAAUAACUGAUUAUGAUAUUGCAGGCCUUGUUGGUGAAGCGUUCACAAAAGUAGCUCGAUUAGACAUUGCGGUGUCUGGUUUUAAAUGCACAGGAAUUUAUCCGUUUGAUAAAAAUAUAUUUUCAGAUAUUGAUUAUCUACCAAGUGAUAUGACAAACGUUCCAUUAGAAGAAAUAAGGACUCAGACCGCUCCUGUAGCUUCCAAAGUCUUAGAUGCUGUUCCUGUUCGUGACACACAAAUGACAAAAGAAAUCCAUCCGUCUACUAGUUCUGUUCCAGAUAUUUCCAAAAAUUUAUUGAAGUUAUCCCCGUUUCCCGAUGCUGCAAAGAAGCGUUCCGAAGCAAGGAAGAGAAAAUCCGAAAAAAGUCAAAUUCUCACUUCAUCUCCGUAUAAAAUAUUAGUUGAAGAAAAAGAGAAUGAAAGAAAAGGUAAAAAAGCAAAGAAGAGCCUUGAAGAGCUAUAUAAAGAAACUAAUUUACCUGAUAAGAAAAAAAGAAACAAAGCACCGAAAACAAACAGCAGUGGCACAUUUAUCCGGGCCUGA
Messenger RNA from Monomorium pharaonis (pharaoh ant), 2614 nucleotides. RefSeq lists its product as uncharacterized. The record is from RefSeq and is a predicted model, not a curated record. Gene Ontology annotation, cellular component: nucleus. The transcript has 2 exons. Gene Ontology annotation, molecular function: DNA binding. Bases 1019 to 2614 code for a protein of 531 amino acids. Lineage: Eukaryota; Metazoa; Arthropoda; Insecta; Hymenoptera; Formicidae.